UUGCUAUACCAUGUUAACCAGUCUCUGGUUUCUUAUCGUUUUGAGGAUAAGCCUAACUAUAAGCGUGAGAUGGCCACGGGACAAUCAUCUUUCGGAUACGGAAGUCAGCAAAUACAUGAGGACCAUGGAUGUCAUACCGGAUGUCAUUGAUAUCGGACCCCAGGAGUUUCUCAAUGUCACAUAUCAUGGCUAUAUAAAUGUGGAUGGUGGAAAGCAAUUGCAACCCAUGGAGGUGAGAGAUGAACCUGCAGUUCAAUGGCCCGCAGUUAUUGAACACUAUUACACGCUGCUAAUGGUUAAUCCGGAUGCACCCAAUGUCCUGACACCAUCGCAUCGGGAGUUUCUCCAUUGGAUGGUGCUAAAUAUUCCCGGAAAUCAUCUGGGUAUGGGAGAUGUUCGCGUCGGCUAUAUGGGCGCCGCUCCACUCCCAGCAACCGGAACGCAUCGGUUCAUCUUUCUGCUCUAUAAACAAAAGGAUUAUACCAAAUUUGAGUUCCCAAAGGUGCCCAAGCAUUCGGUUCAGGGAAGACAUGGUUUCAAGGUUCAGGAGUUUGUUAAAAAAUAUAAAUUGGGUUGUCCAGUUGCUGGGAAUUUCUUCACCUCCACCUGGAGUGAAGAUGUUCCAGCGCUUAUGAAAACCAUUUCACUUGGAUCCAGCUAAACAGUUAAGAAAUAAAGCAUAACUAGAAUCUGAA
Messenger RNA from Drosophila serrata, 695 nucleotides. Its product is annotated as putative odorant-binding protein A5. NCBI's taxonomy places the organism in Eukaryota, Metazoa, Arthropoda, Insecta, Diptera, Drosophilidae. The record is from RefSeq and is a predicted model, not a curated record.